AUGCCGCCGCUCUCUCCUUCUCUUCAAUGCCGUUCCCUCUUUCCUUUCACUCGACCCUGUCUCUCCUCUAGCUUCUGUCUCCGAACUGUGCGCGUGCGCUCUCUCUCCCCCCGAGCUGCUGCUCCUGUCUCUGUGUUGAAGUCCCACCGGCUGCUGCUACUCCUGUCUCCGCCGCUGCGGUUGUCGUCGAGGUUCAUCUGGACCGCUGCGCUCCUCUUCCCUAGGUCCUCUUCUCCUAGCGGCUGCGGCCCAGACCUGCGACCGACUCCUCUUCUGAAGCAGCCGCUGCCGCCGCGACCCGUGACCCGCGACCGACGACGACAACCGACCCUCUCUCUUUCCGACGACCCCAAGGCACCUCGACUCUCUCUCUCUCUCUCUCCCCGAUCCCAAGGUAGAAGCCCCUCUCUCUCUCUCUCUCUCAGCUCCACGGAACCCCAGCAGCCUUUCUCUCUCCCAGCCAACAGCAGCAGCCAGCGCCCAGUGCCCAGCGCCGCCGUCGCCGACGAAGUCUUCUCCUCAGCCAGCGUCCAGACCCGGCGUCGGCGAUCCUCUUCUCCUGGAUCCCUUCUCCUCGCGUCGCCAGGUCUACUUGGAGCUGCUGUUGGCGUCGCCGCCUCUGUCCUCAUCGUCGUCGGCCACCCUGAAGUUGUGUCUCUGUCCUCGUCGUCGAGCCCCCCUCUCUCUCGCGUGCGCGUGUCAAGCCUCUGUCUUCGAUCUCCUCUCUGUCCCAGCUCACUUUCCUUUCUCCCUUGCCGUAACUUCUCUUCCUCUCUCGCCGCCAGGUCCUUUAUCCCCAACAAUUCCCCUUCAAGCCCAACAGGCAACACCUUCUCCUUCCACGGCGAUGCUUCUCCUCGCAUUUGUCGCCGCUGCGCUCUUUCACGCCGUCCGCCUUCAAUACCCGCUAGUGCAUUGUUCCCGAUUUGCCAUAGCCACCAAUGCCGCACCUACUUCGAUGCGAUUCAGAUGUUCCUGAAGGAUUAUUCUUCGGUAAAGAAAUUUUCAAUUCCAACACCAACUUUUCAUGAGUUUUGUGAGGAGUUCUAUUGGUCUGUGAAGAACAGGGGAAUGGCAAAUUCGGGGACUGAUUUGGCUGGAAGUUGAGGAACAGGGAUCUGCUGUCUCAACUUUUGAAUGAUUCAAAAAAGGUUGGUAUGUCCAGGAUUGUUGUCAUCGAUCAGAAGAGGAACAUUGAUGCAAAAUUUGAGAAGGCUCUCCAAAAUACUAUAUGUCCUUGCUCAAAGAUGGUCAAGGUUGAGGACAUUUAGGAUGGAUAUAUUAUCCAUUAUAACUUGCUGCUGACCUAGGUCUAGCGCGCAAAAUCUUUUCUCAUCAUCCUGUCAAAUAACUUUUUCAGAUUUACUUCCUUAAUUAGAAAGUAACCAUCAAUUAAUACACUAUAAACCACAACAUUAGGCAUGUAGUCAUGUUUCAACAUCACACUAAGUAUUUUUUGAGCUUCUUCAGUUCUUUUCUUUUACACAAAGCAUUGAUUAAUAUACUUAACGUAUAUUCAUUUGGCUUGAUGCUGUUUUUUAUCAUUUUUCUCAACAAUUUAACAGCUGUUUCUAAUUGAUUAACACCACAGUAUCCGUGAAUCAAGGAAGAAUAAAUGAACACAUUGGGAGAAAUUUUCCGUGCAGUUAUUCUUAAAAUCAAAUCUUGAGCUUUCUCUACAAGUUUAGUUUUGUAUAAUGCAUCAAUAACGGUGUAGAUUAUUAAGUUGGGCUUAGUUGGUUUUUUCUUUGGUAUUUGCAGCACUUCAAUGGUUUCUUCUACCGUUGAUUAAUGUUCCAAGAGUGACUUCGUUAAGCUUAAAUCCCAUGGCAUCUACCGUGAAGCUUCACGAUAUAGAUGCCAUAGGAUUUUAUCUUAACGAAGUCACUCUUGGGACGUUAAUCAAGGGGAUUUGUGAAGAAGAUCGGAUAGAAGAAGCCAUUGAAGUGCUGCAAAUACCAGAGAAGAAACCAACUAAACCCAACUUAAUAAUCUACGACACCGUUGUUGAUGCAUGAUGCAAAAUUUGGCUUGUAGAGAAGGCCAAAGAUUUGAUUUCAAAAAUGACUAUACGGAAAAUUUUUUCCAAUAUGUUCAUUUAUUCCUUUUUGAUUCAUGGAUACUGUAGUGUUAAUCAAUUAGAAGCAGCUGUUAAAUUGUUGAAAAAAAUGAAGAAAGACAACAUCAAGCUAAAUGAAUAUACGUUAAGUAUAUUAAUCAAUGCUUUGUGUAAAAGAAGAAGAGUUGGAGAAGUUCAAAAAGUACUUAGUAUGAUGUUGAAAUAAGGCUAUAUGCCUAAUAUUGUGAUUUAUAGUGUAUUAAUUGAUGGUUACUUUUUAAUUAAGGAAGUAAAUGAGGCAGAAAAGUUGUUUUACAGGAUGAUUAGAGAAGGUUUGGCGUCCGAUGUUCAGAGUUGCAACAUUAUAAUUAAUGGCUAUGCUUGGAACAGGUUCGUUAUUCAUAUAAUCUAAGAAACUUAUUAAGAUUUUCUUAUAAGAAAAGAAAGAUUUUGAUUUUCUGAAUAUUUAAAUAUUGGCUUUGAAAAAGGGUUUUUGGAUGAUUAACAGUUGGUUUUUUAAAAGAUUUAUAGGACGAACGAUAACCACGGCCUUGAUAUCAAUUCUUCUCUUUAUACUUAUCUUCUUGUAACAAUUCUUAAACUUUCUACUGAGAAUCCUCUCGAGGAUGAUGUUCUCACCCCCUAAAGAAUUUCUUUUUAAGUGGUAGGUUCAUGAAGCUUUGGCGCGAAACCGCGACUGAUUUACAAAUUUUAUGUAUAUGUUGUACUUUCUGUUUGUUGGGUUAAUUGAGACUUUACCCCUUGUCAAUUGUUGUUUUGAGAUUUUAGAAGGGCAGUAUUUGUAUUUAAGAAGUUUUGACUAAGUUUAUGUAUUUAUUUUUAUGUGAA
This is a messenger RNA of Arachis ipaensis, 2908 nucleotides long. The record is from RefSeq and is a predicted model, not a curated record. Lineage: Eukaryota; Viridiplantae; Streptophyta; Magnoliopsida; Fabales; Fabaceae.